Penicillium nucicola is the source of this 1710-nucleotide messenger RNA. RefSeq names its product putative MFS transporter. Gene Ontology annotation, biological process: transmembrane transport. Gene Ontology annotation, cellular component: membrane. The record is from RefSeq and is a predicted model, not a curated record. Lineage: Eukaryota; Fungi; Ascomycota; Eurotiomycetes; Eurotiales; Aspergillaceae. Gene Ontology annotation, molecular function: transmembrane transporter activity. Bases 1 to 1710 code for a protein of 569 amino acids. The transcript has 2 exons.
AUGGAAUCUAUAUCCUCAAAGGAGCCUCCGGUCUCCCUUUCUGAGCCGCACGACAGUGACGACUAUCAUUCCAAGGAAGAAGCCGUGGCUACACUCGCAGAUCCAGAACAGCCUCACGAGUCCCAGUCUCUCUUCUCUGCCCUCUUCGCCAGGAAACCUAAAGUCGAUCCAAAUGCCAUAGCGACUGUGCGGAGUGUCUUCGACGACCCUGUGCUUGGAAAGUUUUAUCUGCCCAAGCCUGACUACGAGAAUAUCCACAGAUUUGAUAUCAAAGAGCGAUGGACUCAUCGCGAGGAGACGGCAGUGCGCCGCAAAACCGACUGGAAGAUUUUCAUCUGGAUUCUGGUCAUGUUUUUCGGACUGAAUCUCGAUCGUGGCAAUCUGGGCAACGCUGCCGCUGACAAUCUCUUGGACGAUUUGAAGAUCACUACCAACGACUACAAUAACGCCCAGAACAUGUAUCGUGUUGGGUUCCUUAUUGCUGAGAUCCCGUCUCAAAUGCUCGGCAAGAGGUUAGGUCCUGAUCGCUGGAUUCCUUUCCAGAUCAUCUUGUGGUCUCUGGCUUCAGGCGGUCAAUUCUUCAUGCAUAAUCGAGCCGGCUUCUUUGCUUGUCGGUUUUUCAUCGGUCUUUUCAUGGGUGGUUUUAUCCCUGAUUCCAUUCUCUACUUGUCAUAUUUCUACACCAAAUCGGAGAUGCCGUUCCGCCUGGCCAUGUUUUGGUUCGUGGAUUCAAUGUCCGGGGUGGUUGCAUCCUUCAUCUCCUAUGGAGUCCUGCACAUGCGUGGAGUUGAUGGCCGCGAGGGUUGGCGAUGGCUGUUCCUCCUCGAGGCUCUCAUCACUAUCGUAAUCGGGUUCUUGAGUUUCCUCUUCUUGGUCCCAGGUCCGACACAGACAAAAACUUGGUGGAAUCCCCAAGGGUACUUUACCGAGCGGGAAGAGAAGAUUAUCGUCAACCGUGUUCUACGAGAUGAUCCCUCCAAAGGAGAUAUGCAUAACCGUGAAGCACUUUCUCUUGGUAUGCUGUGGAAGAGUUUGAAGGAUUACGACCUGUGGCCAAUCUAUCUCAUCGGAAUGCUGUUCGAAAUCCCGACGUCUUCGCCGAAAUCGUACCUCACGCUGUCGCUAAAGGCCAUCAAAUUCACUACUUUCCAAACAACAUUGUUGACAAUCCCCGUCACCGUCUUCGGGGCUAUCAACCUUGUCCUGGUGACCGAACUGACAGAGCGCUUUCACCAAAUCUCCAUCAUUGGCCUGAUUACCCAGCUCUGGAGUCUUCCACUUCUCAUCGUUCUCUACACAUCGGCCGGAUCAUUGUCGAAUUGGGGUCUCUACGCCGUGACCUUCGUCCUGCUGGGCUGGCCAAACCCACACGCCGCACAUGUCGGAUGGUGCUCCCGUCUCAGUAAUACUGUGCGAACGAGAACCGUCUCAGCAGCGCUUUACAAUAUCACAAUCCAGCUCUCCGGAAUCGCGGGCUCGAAUAUCUACCGUGCAGACGACAAGCCGCUAUACCGUCGAGGAAACUCCCAGCUCAUCGCUAUCAAUGUCGCUACUAUCUUUGCAUAUGUACUGGCAAAGGCAUACUAUGUGAUCAGAAACCGAUGGAAGAAGGAGAAGUGGGAGAAGAUGACGGCCGAGGAGAAGGCAACAUAUCUGGAAACUACUACUGAUCAAGGAAAUAAGCGGUUGGACUUCCAAUUCGAUAGUUGA